Molecule: messenger RNA, 1134 nt
Organism: Triticum turgidum subsp. durum (durum wheat)
Lineage: Eukaryota; Viridiplantae; Streptophyta; Magnoliopsida; Poales; Poaceae
Source: the annotation of a GenBank genome assembly
AUGGCCACCUCCCACUUCCUCGCCGCCGCCGCCGCCACAUCUUCCUCCUCCGCCGCCUUCCGCCCCCCUCUCCGCUUCCUCUCCCUGCCGCCUCCUUCUCUAACCCUCAGCCGGCGGCGGCCGUUCCCGGUGGUCCGCGCGGCCGACGCCGACGCUAAAGAAACAACGAAGCCGAAGGUCCCGGAGAAGGCGCCGGCGGCGGGUUCGAGCUUCAACCAGCUGCUCGGAAUCAAGGGCGCCAAGCAAGAAGACAACAUAUGGAAGAUCCGCCUUCAACUUACUAAGCCGGUGACAUGGCCUCCGCUUGUCUGGGGUGUACUUUGUGGAGCAGCUGCCUCUGGAAAUUUCCACUGGACAGUUGAAGAUGUUGCAAAAUCUAUUGUUUGCAUGUUAAUGUCUGGUCCAUGUCUUACAGGAUACACGCAGACAAUUAAUGACUGGUAUGACCGAGACAUCGACGCUAUUAAUGAGCCUUAUCGUCCUAUUCCUUCAGGAGCUAUAUCAGAAAAUGAGGUAAUUACUCAGAUCUGGGUAUUAUUGUUAGCAGGUCUUGGGUUGGGUGCUUUGUUAGACGUAUGGGCAGGGCAUGAUUUUCCUAUUAUUUUCUACCUUGCUCUGGGUGGAUCCUUGCUUUCUUACAUAUAUUCAGCGCCGCCUCUCAAGCUCAAGCAGAAUGGAUGGAUAGGAAACUUUGCUCUUGGUGCGAGUUACAUUGGCUUGCCCUGGUGGGCUGGCCAGGCAUUAUUUGGAACUCUUACUCCUGAUAUUGUUGUCCUAACUACUUUGUACAGCAUAGCUGGGCUAGGGAUCGCUAUCGUGAAUGAUUUUAAGAGUAUCGAGGGGGAUAGAACUCUGGGACUUCAGUCACUCCCUGUUGCCUUUGGUAUGGAGACUGCAAAAUGGAUAUGUGUUGGAGCAAUCGACAUCACUCAAUUAUCUGUUGCAGCCUACCUCCUGAGCACUGGUAAGCUGUAUUAUGCCCUGGCACUAGUUGGACUGACAAUUCCCCAGGUGAUCUUGCAGUUCCAGUACUUCCUGAAGGACCCCGUGAAGUACGACGUCAAAUACCAGGCGAGUGCGCAACCGUUCUUCGUGUUCGGCCUGCUGGUUACUGCCCUGGCGACCAGCCACUGA